GUCGGAACGUAUAACGUGCAACACCACGUCCGUUUCCGGUUUAUUGGGACACGUCACUUAUUCGACCGAGGAAAAGGUUUCGUGCAACAAAAUCCUGAGUAAUUUUCUGCUAAUUAGACGGCCAAAAUCAUGUCGAACUCAGUGAUAUCUGUUAUUUCUCGGUUUCUGGACGAGUACGGCACCACGACGCCCAACAAACUCAAAGUGGUGGACGCAUAUCUGCUGUACAUCUUGUUAACUGGAGCCCUGCAGUUCCUCUACUGUCUUCUCGUCGGCACCUUUCCAUUCAAUAGCUUUCUCUCGGGCUUCAUCUCUUGCGUGGGUGCUUUUAUUCUCGCAGUGUGUCUUCGUAUCCAGAUCAACCCACAGAACAAAGGAGAUUUUCUGUCCAUCUCCCCAGAGAGAGCCUUCGCCGACUUCCUGUUCGCUCACACCGUCCUCCAUCUCGUUGUGAUGAAUUUCAUUGGCUGAGGCAAACAUAUCACGACGAGAAGAAGUUAUUAAACUCCCCGCUGAUCUGGACUAUCCCAUCCUCACCGAAUAAGUCAGAUCUGGUCACAUACGAUGCAGUGCUAUUUUUUUUUUU
This is a messenger RNA of Haplochromis burtoni (Burton's mouthbrooder), 586 nucleotides long. RefSeq names its product defender against cell death 1 (gene dad1). Gene Ontology annotation, biological process: protein N-linked glycosylation. The transcript has 3 exons. Bases 130 to 471 code for a protein of 113 amino acids. Gene Ontology annotation, cellular component: oligosaccharyltransferase complex; membrane. NCBI's taxonomy places the organism in Eukaryota, Metazoa, Chordata, Actinopteri, Cichliformes, Cichlidae. The record is from RefSeq and is a predicted model, not a curated record.